Messenger RNA from Aspergillus bombycis, 1704 nucleotides. RefSeq names its product phytoene synthase. Bases 1 to 1704 code for a protein of 567 amino acids. Lineage: Eukaryota; Fungi; Ascomycota; Eurotiomycetes; Eurotiales; Aspergillaceae. The record is from RefSeq and is a predicted model, not a curated record. Gene Ontology annotation, molecular function: intramolecular lyase activity; geranylgeranyl diphosphate synthase activity. The transcript has 6 exons. Gene Ontology annotation, biological process: biosynthetic process.
AUGGGGUUUGACUACGUUCUGGUACAUGUCACCUACAAUAUACCCUUAGCGGGGCUCCUGACACUUGUUUACUGGCCAUUCAUGACACGUCUGGACUGGCAGAAGAUUUCCACCCUCGUCAUUAUAUCCCUCGUCGCUACCAUUCCGUGGGACUCGCACUUGGUGCGUCAUCGCAUCUGGACCUACGCCCCUAAUGGAGUCACAGGCUGGACAUUAUACGAUAUCCCUAUAGAAGAAGUCUCUUUCUUCAUUUUUCAAACGUAUAAUACCAGCUUGGUAUAUCUAAUUCUAACUCGGAGGCUUGUGCUGCCGAUGUACUUGGGUAAAGUCGCACGAAAAGAGACUAUCAUUGGAGCGUUGAUACUUCUACUUGCUACUCUGGUUGGACUUAUCGCAUUGCGCUGUGGAGAGCAGUUUACUUACAUUGGCCUAAUUAUGACAUGGGCGGGUCCAUUCCUUCUGAUACAAUGGCUAUUCUCUUCUGGUUUCAUAAUGGCACUCCCCAGAAUGGAGCUUAUGGCAUCCGUUACGCUUCCCACUCUUUUUCUUUGGACUGUGGACACAAUUUCCAUCAAUAAAGGAACUUGGACUGUUGAAGUGCCGACCAAACUAGGCAUUCAGCCGUGGAGUGGUAUGGAUAUCGAGGAGGUGCUCUUCUUCCUCGUCACCAAUAUGAUGAUCGUUUUCGGUCUGGUAUGUAUCGAUCAUGCUAUUGCAAUGGCAACUUGUGAACUAGCUCAAUCAUCGGAAGCAGUUCAAAGCCUCCCGUCCUACUUCCGGGUCUUCGCACAGUUUAUGACCAACAGAUACCAUCCAGACGCACGAUUCGUGGUUAGUCUGGGUAACGCAGUUGAGCGUCUCGCAGCCUCCAGUCAGAGCUUGUACAUGGGGAGUGCCAUGUUUCAAGGACCGCUUCGGAUUGAUCUAAUCUUGCUAUACUCUUUCUUCCGAAUAGCAGACGACCUAGUCGACGAAGCCCAGGACACCGACAGCGCACGCAGGGUCAUCGAGCAAUGCGAUCAGCUCCUCGAAGCCAAGUUCUCGCACCCAGAGCUGUUUCCAUUCUCGCCUAGCUCCGAAGAAGCCAAGCACCCUGCACUCCCGGAGCUCAUCGCAGCGAUCAACAGUCUCCCCGUAUCCCGAUUGCGGCUUGAGCAUCUAAAAGGUCUCCUCGAGGGCUUCCGGACAGACCUAGCCUUCGACGCGAAAUCUGGGUCCUUCCCUAUCGUCACAGAAUCCGAUCUUGACGCUUAUUCUUAUCAUGUCGCCAGCACUGUGGCGGCAUCCAUGUUAGGUCUAGUUGUUCAUCAUUUUCCGGAUCAUCAGUUUGCAGUCAACGUUUUUCUUCGUCGUCGCGUGGUAGAUGCUGGUGAAAGGAUGGGCCAAGCUCUGCAAUACACUAAUGUAGCCCGUGAUAUUGCUCGUGAUGCUGCGAUGAACCGGGUGUAUCUACCUACAACAUGGCUGAAGGAACAGGGGCUGAGUCCUGCCGAUGUCCUCGCUUCGCCUACAGAUGCUCGGCUGCAGUUAGUGCGAAAUAAAGCACUUGAUAGGGCCGACUUUCUCGGUGCUUCAGCUCGGGAAGAGAUUAGACUUCUGCCGGAAGAGGUCCAGGGACCGUUUUUUGCGACUGUUGAUAGUUACCUGGAGAUAGGGGCAGCUUUGAGACGGGGUAUGAGGCCAGGAACCUCGGGGGCAAGUUAA